This is a messenger RNA of Lycium ferocissimum, 1296 nucleotides long. Its product is annotated as probable carbohydrate esterase At4g34215. Lineage: Eukaryota; Viridiplantae; Streptophyta; Magnoliopsida; Solanales; Solanaceae. The transcript has 2 exons. The record is from RefSeq and is a predicted model, not a curated record. Bases 360 to 1166 code for a protein of 268 amino acids.
AGCUUUUUAGUUUGCCUGAAUAAAUUUUAAACACAAAUAGACUUAACCUGUACAUGCAAUCGAUCGUUUUUUGCUGCUAUAUUGCUUAUAUUACUCAGUACUCUGUAAAUAGUAAGUUGCUAAUCAAGUAGUAGUAACCAAGCCGUCAUCUCAAGACUUGGUAAUCAUUUUAUUUCAUAUGCAUUAAUGCAUUCCAUUGUCAAAUUGGCAACAAUAUCUGUCUUCUCAAGACUUGGAUGACUUUUUGGGUCAUAUCAGUAACGAUCCUUAACAAUUUACCAUGUGAACAUCAAACUACAUUUUGUCAAACUUAAAUACUACUCAAUUCCCACAAGUCUCAUUUUUCUCUCUUUCAGCCCAUGGAAAAAAUGUUGUUGUCCUAUAUUUUCUUGAUUCUUUUGGCACACCCCUUUUAUGUCAGCCCUGCAGAUACAACAACAUCAAAUGGUAACAAAAGCAUAUUCAUUUUAGCAGGACAAAGUAACAUGUCUGGCCGGGGAGGAGUAGUAAACAACAUAUUUGAUUGGUAUAUUCCACCUGAAUGUCAGUCCGAUUCAUCAAUUCUAAGACUAACAAAAGGACUUUCAUGGGAAGUAGCAAAAGAGCCAAUUCAUCAAGACAUUGAUUACUAUGCAAUUUGUGGGAUUGGUCCUGGCAUGUCCUUUGCUAAUUCAAUCUUGAAAAAUGAUCCCAAAAUUGGUGUGAUUGGUUUGGUGCCAUGUGCUAUUGGUUUCACAAAUAUCAGCCAAUGGUCUCGAGGAUCAUUAUAUUAUAACGAAAUGUUGAAUAGGACUCUGAUCGCGUUAGAAGGUGGUGGAACGCUACGAGCACUUCUUUGGUAUCAAGGAGAGAGCGACACUUUGAAUGUAGAGGAUGCCGAAUUGUAUGAAUCAAGACUACAAAAGUUCUUCACAGAUGUGCGAAAUGACUUGGAUGCGCCAUACUUACCUAUUAUUCAGGUGGCAUUGACAACAACUUUAGGGCCUUAUAAGGAGAUAAUAAGACAGGCCCAGUUGGGUAUUCAACUUCAAAAUGUGAAAACAGUUGAUGCUAAUGGGCUUAAAGUGGGCCCAGAUUAUGUGCAUCUCAGUACUCCAGCAGAAGUCCAGCUUGGACAGAUGUUGGCUAAUGCCUUUUUGGAGUCUGGUUCAUACACAGCCCAUUAGGGUAUCAAGGGGACCGUUCGGCUGGUUAUUCUUAAAAAAUUACACCAUCUCAAUUCUUCGGUUAUUUUACAAUGUAUAACCAAUUUAUAUGAAGAGUUUAUUAUUUGGGGAGUCAAAUAAGUCUUUCUUU